AUGCCAGAGACUCCAGCAUAUUUUGAAUUACUUAAUAGCAUUGAUCAGAGCACAUAUUCUGACCUACAGAAACGCCUCAGUUCAUCAGAUUGCAGAAAUUGUAGAAAUAAAAGACUCGACAAUUUUAACGAGAUGUUAGACGAGAUUAGACACUACACAAACAAAGCAGACGGAGAUGAUUGGAAGAGAAGCCUUGUUUGCGGGGUUUGCUUCCUCUCUGAUGGCAUAGCAAUCAAUACACAUCAACUUAGUAUUCUUAUUGGGAAAUGCAAGAGUUCAAUCAAUGGUUCUCUUCACAGACUGAAAUACGUUCCAUUCCCAUGUAGUAAUGCUGCCAGUCAAGAACUAGUCACACUUAUUCCAAAACUAAAAGUAAAUUAUAGUGAGUUAAGACAGUGGACCUUACGAAAGAAAGGUAUUAUGACACCUCAACCUAUGGUACAUGAAAAUAAGCCAUUACCAACACCAAUUUUCAUAACUCCUCAACCAGAACCAAAAGUAAACGCAAUGGUUCAACCUAGGAAGGAAGAAGCAAAGACAGAUGAUUUCUUCUAUGAUGAUCCUAUAAUGCUCCCAAUUUCCGGGUGGAAUGAUGAAAUAGACAUCAAGGAUCCAGCAGAAAGCUUUGAUCCAUCUUUAUUUAUGAGUGACUACUUGUAA
Molecule: messenger RNA, 660 nt
Organism: Trichomonas vaginalis G3
Lineage: Eukaryota; Parabasalia; Trichomonadida; Trichomonadidae
Product: transcription-initiator DNA-binding domain ibd family
Exons: 1
Coding region: 1-660 (219 amino acids)
Source: RefSeq, a predicted model, not a curated record